This is a messenger RNA of Phlebotomus argentipes, 2921 nucleotides long. RefSeq names its product transmembrane channel-like protein 7. Gene Ontology annotation, molecular function: mechanosensitive monoatomic ion channel activity. NCBI's taxonomy places the organism in Eukaryota, Metazoa, Arthropoda, Insecta, Diptera, Psychodidae. Gene Ontology annotation, cellular component: plasma membrane. The transcript has 3 exons. The record is from RefSeq and is a predicted model, not a curated record. The coding region runs from base 455 to 2911 and encodes 818 amino acids.
GUGGCGAAUAACGCCCAAAAACGACCGUGAGUGCGUCGCGAAGAAGAAGAAGAAGGCGACUGGCGAAAAAGACUCCGCAAAAAUUGCAUUUUCCAUCAGCAAUUCCACAGUGAAGACCGUGAAAUAUCGCUGAAAACCAUCAAUUUACAGUCAAUCGGUGAUGCUCAGUGCGACAUUGGCGUGGCAGCUUGAGCGUGGGCGGCGCGCUUAGGGUGAAAAAGGCAGCAAACACAGAAGCGCCAUUGCUCAGUAGUGAGAAAGUUGAUUGGAAUUUAAUAAACAGAGCCGCCCUUAUCAAAACAUGCUCCUCACCUUGAGGCUCCUGAUAAGAUUCACCCGCCAAUCAGAUACCCAAUGGAGGAGCGCUGAAUAAGGUGGAAUGCAGGAAAUGAUUCCAGUGCUCUGAGUGAUAUUGCGAGUAAACUUCCGGAAGACAACAAGCAGAGGAUCCAGGAUGUCCAGUAGCGGCGGCAAGGACCGCAAGUCGCGCUCCAGCAAGACGCAGGGAUGGGAGGAGGCCGGAGGCGAGUUCUACCAGGAAAGCUAUCCUGUGGGCGCGGAUUGGGACGGAAUGCAGCGCGACCCGGCCGCGAUUGCCACUCUGCUGCCCUCCAAGCAGAACAGAUACGCCACCACAAGGCGCGUACGGCCGGGGCAGAAUGACAAUCGCACGAGCCGCCGGCGCCAGAGCGUGACGGGGCCGCGCCGGACUUCGACAUUCCGCGGUGCACAGAUUCAGGAGGUGCAAGUGGCAAUGCUGCCCGACCUGUCGGAGAAUCUCACGGACGAGGAGCGCAUCUGGGAGGAGAUCCACGAGAUCAAGGCGAUGCCCGUGACGAUGGGGCAGAAGAAGGAGAUGAAGGCACAGCUGCAGAACGCCACGAAGCUGCGCCUGCAGGGCUUCGAUCAGAUCAAGUGGCAGCGGCGAAAAGCGUGGCAGCAGCUGUGCGCCAAGUGGACAGAGUGCCUGGCCAAGGUGGAGCUGUGGAAGGGCAGUCUGAAGCGGAUUGAGGGCCACUUCGGCACGGGCGUCGUGGCGUACUUCCUCUUUCUGCGCUGGCUCAUGUUUCUCAACUUGGCCAUCUUCGGCAUUGUGCUGGUGUUCGUGGUGCUGCCGCAGGUCUUCCUGGUGGCGCCUGACGAGGCGGCGUGCGUGGUGGCGAACUCGACUGAGUGCUGCGCCGAGGACUACUUCAACGCCACGAGCACGUUCUCAGUGCUGGACAUCAUCCAGGGCACGGGCAUCAUGGAGAAGACGCUCAUGUUCUACGGUAUGUACUCGAACAGGAUCUAUGGCUAUCACGCCAAUGUGAAUACUAGUCUCAUAGGCUUUACCAAGUCGCUGUACUACGACCUGCCGCUGGCCUUUGUCUGCACCACUCUCGCGUGCUUCCUUCUGUCGCUGGUGGCGAUCGUGAGGGCGGCAUCGCGAGAGUUCAAGGACAGGCUGGUGGAGGGCGAGGGACAGUUCUAUCAGUAUUGCAAUCUGAUCUUCGGCGGGUGGGACUUCUGCAUACACAAUGAGAAGUCGGCGGAGAUCAAGCACAAGGCGCUGUUCAAUGAGAUCAAAGGCCUGCUGCUGGCGAAGAAGAUGGAAUUCGAGAGAUUCAAUCGAACAAGUGAUAUUAUGGCUAAACUGAUCGUGAUGCGAUUCCUCAUCAAUUGCCUCGUGCUGAUGAUUCUGGCCGCGUCGGCGGUCAUUAUUUACUAUUUGCUGAACAUCUCGCUGGCGUACUUGGAUCCCAAUUUCACGCCCGAGAGCAUCCUGUCGCCCUUCGGGGCGGCGGAGAGUGGUCUAGUCACGCCGUCCCUUCGUGACAUCUUCACGGACGAUGACGGGCAGGUGAGCAGGACGCUGAGCGAUCAGCUGAUCGUGCUGUUCUACGAAUUCCUGCCCUACAUCGCGAUAGUCUUGCUGAACUUCCUCGUGCCCAUUCUCUUCAACUAUCUCGUGCAAUUCGAGCAGUACUCGCCGGUGUUUGUCAUCAAGAUGGCACUGCUGCGGACGAUUCUGUUGCGCCUGUCCUCGCUGGCGGUGCUCCUGAGUCGCUUCUAUCUGCUGGUGAGUCCGCAGCUGGACGAUCAGGUGUGCUACAAUGCCAGCCGCGGCACGCCGCAGUGCUGGGAGACAUUCGUGGGGCAGCAGUUGUAUAAAUUGUUCAUUAUUGAUUUCGUUACGCACAUCUUUGUCACGUUCUUCAUCAACUUCCCACGUGCGCUCAUUGCGCGCCACGUGAACACGCGUCUGGCGCGAUUCGUGGGCGAGCAGGAGUUUGAAUUGUCCAAGCAUGUCCUCGACAUUGUCUACUCACAGACACUCUGCUGGCUGGGCAGCUUCUAUGCCCCUUUUCUCGCCGGCAUCGCCUUCCUCCUCAACUUCCUCAUGUUCUACAUCAAGAAGUUCGCGUGUCUGGUGAACUCCAAGCCCUCGGAGAUACACUAUCGCGCCUCCCGAUCGAAAUCCCUCUUCAUGUUCAUCCUCCUGCUGUCCUUUGCCAUCGCCGUGGCGCCGGUCGUGUACGCCGUGGCGGAGAUUCUGCCGUCGCGCUCGUGCGGUCCAUUCCGCGGCCUCACGUCUGUGUGGGCGGCCGCGAUAGCGGCAUUCAUGAAGAUGCCGUCAUUCAUCCAGAAUGCCAUCUUCUUCUUCGGCACAGCGGCUUUCGCUGUGCCAGCAUUCAUCGUGCUCAUCCUCCUGCUCUACUACUAUUACGCCGUGUCAGCGGCCAACAAGCACAUGGUGAAUGUGCUGAAGAAUCAAUUGGUUCUCGAGGGGCGCGAUAAGCAAUUUCUGCUCAAUCGACUGAGCUCGUUCAUCAAGCAGCAUCAAGACUAUCAGAAGAAGAUGCGCCAGGCCGAGAGGAAUCGCGAGAGUCGCAAUAGUCGAAAUGCGGGAGAACGAGAGGCUGAAUAGAGAGAGAGAG